This is a messenger RNA of Triplophysa rosa, 1547 nucleotides long. RefSeq names its product complement factor D-like. Gene Ontology annotation, biological process: proteolysis. Gene Ontology annotation, molecular function: serine-type endopeptidase activity. The transcript has 5 exons. Bases 740 to 1474 code for a protein of 244 amino acids. NCBI's taxonomy places the organism in Eukaryota, Metazoa, Chordata, Actinopteri, Cypriniformes, Nemacheilidae. The record is from RefSeq and is a predicted model, not a curated record.
UGUAAGAAGAUCUAGAGCUUCUGAUCCCCUGACAUUGCAUAUUGGACACACAUUUACACUGACUGAAUAAGGUAAGGAUGCUAUGUUAUUGUACAUUUUAGUCUGUGCUAUUCGAAGAAAUAAUAAAAUAGGGAAUAGGACUGCUUUGGAACUUUGUCUCAGCCUGUUUAUUACUCUUGAACAGUACUAUUUGCUUCAACAGUCUCUUUCACAUGCCUACAUUAUCUUACUCCGUCUGUAGCUAAGCUAAAAUCAGUUUUCUUAACCACUGUUAAGCUGAUGAUAAAUGUAAUUUGGUUGUGAUGACCAAAUUUGGUUGGGAGUGGCCAGCCGUAUAGUGUGCUGUGUCUUGUUGCCAGUUAGCAAAAGAGAAACAUUUGUCCAUAUUUGUGCACAUGAUGUAUAUAAAUGUAAAAAUAUGACAAAAGUGACAAUUUGAUGCCUAGCUAGAUCUGAUGAGAUAUGAGAGUGGUAUACAUGGAGAACAAUGAAACGGAAAUGGUAUCUCCUGUUGGAUUACAUGGUGAAAUGACAAAAUGCCUCUCUUAAAGCAAAUAAAAUACCAAGAACAGAUUUUUAAAGCAUAUAAGCAGUUAAGGGACACUUGGGCUUUAGGACUCUUAACUCAUCUUCACAAACCAGAGGUUAAGACACAAGAUUAGGAAAAUUUGCCACCACCCACACUUACAGUAUAUUACACAGUUUUCUCAGUGAGAUCUCACAGAUUCCCAUCUUCAUCAUGAUCAUCAUCUCUCUGCUCCUGUUGGGCUCUCUCCUGCCACACCUGAGCUUCACUGCCAGUGUGAAAGUGGGGAUAGUGAAUGGAGAUAAACUAUGGCCUUCGCACUCCAGACCUUACAUGGUCUCUGUUCAGAAAAAAGGGAAACAUGUCUGUAGUGGAUUUCUCAUCUCUGAUCAGUUUGCCAUGACUGCUGCACACUGCAAAACCAAAGGGAAAUUGACAGUUGUGGCAGGUACAGAUAACUUAAUAAGGAGAAAGGAGCAUGUCCGCAUACGUGUUAUGUCCUAUUAUAAGCAUAAGCCAGAUCUUAUGGUUUUGGAGCUGAAUGAAAGAGUUAAACUAAAUAAAAAGAUCAAGACAAUCCCCAUACCAACGGGACAAGAGAAGAUCAAAGUGGGUACUAUGUGCAGUGUUGCAGGCUGGGGAGAAUUAACACAUUACGGUCCUAUACGUCUAAACCUCCAGGAGGCAAAUGUAAUGAUUAUGAGUGAUGAAGUCUGUCAACGUCAAUGGGGCAAGAAGUACAACGCUUCACAGAUGAUGUGUGUGUAUGGUGAAGGAAGCUCCUGUCCUGGGGAUACAGGAAGUCCUUUGGUUUGUGGCAACACUGCAGUGAGUGUAUCAUACUUCAGUAGCGAAAAUAACUGCAAUGACCCUAAUCAAUAUAAUGUUUAUUUAAAAAUGUCUGCAUUUCUUCCAUGGAUCAGGAAGAUGACUAGCAAUUCUAAUUGACUUAAAAAUGGAUUAAAAUGAUUUUUUAAUAUUUCUUUUUUCUUACAUUGUCCUUUUCAAUGUCAGUCUUUAA